AUGAUUGCCUCAAUGAGCUUUUGCGAGGAUGGUCUACUCUCUGUUAUUGUUGAUUUCUGCUUCUUACCAGGUGCAACUAGGACAUCUUCAGGGGCAGGAGGUUGCGAUCGUGCAGCUCAAAUGAGUGGUGGAGUGGUCGCGGCGAGUCCUGGGAAUGAUGUUCCAGGUCCAUCUAACUCGCGUAGUGACUUUCUUGGUAUGUCCCCACGUGAGAAUGUCAUACCUCCACCACCUGAACAUCGAAUGAGCAAAAUUGAGUGCGUCCAUUCCACACUUCAAGGUCUGCAUGAGGAAUGGGAGACAAGGAAGAAAGCUGUGUUUGAUGUCGAUUACACCAAUCCAUCUCUUCUUUGCACUUCGUCAUCAGAUCCUAUUAGUUGCCUUGAAUUAGGUGGCGCAGGUGAACGACGCCAUCUUACGGUUGUUUUGCCUUGGAUGCAAGCUAAUGUAUGUUGCGGAUUUGAAUAUAGCUUAGCUUCCUUGAAGGCGAAGUUGUUUGAGAAUCUGAAGAGAAUGGCAGUGUCGAAUUUUUCUAUGAAACCUACGGAUUAUGUGUUCCGUGUUUUACGCAAAUCUACCGGUGAAAUGGAAGAGCUUUAUAAUGAAGAGAUGCUUUUGUCAAAAAUUGAUUUCACCAAACCUUAUCCGAUGUUGUCGCUUUUUGAACCGGAAAGUUUUCGACAUGAGCGUGACUUGGCUCAAGUUAUUGGACAAGCUUUGGGGUACUCGCUUGAUGAACUAGAAGCCGGUUUCACCGAUGAGCUGAAAGCAUGUAGGGCUGCACUUUUCAAGGACACAUGCGAUGCCGUCAAUAAUAGAGGAAGUGAAGGCUAUGAUCACUACGCUUUCCCAGAGGCAAUUGCCAUCGACGUUGUUCAACCAUGCCCUCAUUCCCUCAUUGCCAAAAUUAAAUCUGCAAACCUAACCUAUCAGGUGUUCUUCCGAACAUUGGAGGACGAAAAGGCUGGUGUAGAUCAUGGAGCUGCUAAAGCUAUAGUUGACUUUGCACCAGAUCUGACACCAACUUCGUUGGUUUCGAAAGUAGUGCGAGAUUUCAAACGAUCUGGGCAUGUCAAAAAUGAAGAAAAUGACGCUGAUUAUUUGCUCCAACCAGUGGGACAAAAAAGUUUUCUUACUAAAUGUGACCAGCUGCUGAUUACAUAUAGCGAUGUACGAUCUGCCUUUGAGAAUUAUCGUAAUCCUCGAUUUGUCCUUCGACGUAGAGAGAUUGUUUUGCUUGAUUAUCCGAAACCACGACCGAUACACAAGCCAAACUAUGUUCGAGCUGAAGAAAGUCGUAAAGCCAGCGAAGAAGUCAAAAACAGCAGUACGGCGGCCAGUGCUUCUAAUGAUUCUGGCGAAGCACCAAUCACUUUAUGGGAUGUUGACGAGUAUUUAUCAAUGCGACCCCUGAAUUGCAGCAAUAUGGAUACGUCAGACAUGGACUCUAAUAUCAGUGUGGAAUUCAGUGUUUAUUGUGGUAAAACUUCACUGGUACACAAAGCUUCUAGCAAAGUCCCAAGCCAUAACCCACGUUGGGCUGAGGAAAUGAUUCCAUUCGAUUUGUACAUGAAAGAUUUGCCCUUGGCUGCUAUUUUAACUGUCCAUUUAGUUGAGACGAAAGUGAGGAAAGGAAAGUCGGAAGAUCGGGUUUUGGGUUGGGCGAAUAUAAGAUUACUUGACUGGCGUGGGGAAUUGCUACAGGGCGUGCUUACUUUGAACUUAUGGGGUGGAGAACCUCAAUACCCUCCUCAUGGACGCAUAGGGAGUAACGAUCAUAAACAAGGUUCAAAGUGUCGUCUAAUGAUCGAACUAGCACGGUAUCGUUCUCGAGUGAAAAUACCGGACAGCAGUCAGUUUGCUCCAUUCGUAAAAUUUAUUUACUCUAUUGAGAAGCCAGCGAAAGUCCGCUCUGAUGAGUUCACCAUCAGAAGAAUACUAGAUACGAUAAGAAAGCGCUUACUCGGUGGGACAGUAUCCGUGGAAGAGGAGUUGUUUGUGUGGAGUCAGAGGCAUUACGUGUGUCAGAACAUACCCGAUGCUCUGCUUGUAAUAGCUGAAGCAGGAGAGACGUGGAAGAAACGCGAACACUUCACCGAACUUUAUGUGAUGCUGGAAAAUUGGGGUAGACUUACUGUUGGUACAGCUCUGUCCAUUUUAGGAAAAAAGUGUAUGGAUCCCAUCAUUCGACGGUUCGCUGUGGAUCAGCUAGAUGCGCUGCUUGACACUCAGACUUUCCCAUUAUUUAUUCUGCCAUUCAUACAAGCACUCAAAUGCGAGGCUUGGUCAUAUUCUCCACUCUCGUGUCUAUUGCUUAAAAAAGCCCUCAGCGACUAUCGUACUGGUCACAAACUGUUUUGGCUUCUCAGAGCCGAGCUUGCCAAUCUCAAAGAUAAUGACGGACAUGUGACGGAGUUGUACAAACGAUUUGCUCUGAUAAUUGAAGCAUACUUGCGUGGAAAUGACGAGCAUAUUCGAACGGUGGUAAAACAGGUGGAAAUGGUAGACCUUCUGUACGAAUUGAGUAUACUUGUGAAGGGAUACAAAGGCGAUAAGGAUGCCGCGACGGAGCGCCUGCGAGAAGAAUUAAGAAAUCAUUGCCCUAGUCUGGAAAAGAUUGAUUCCCCAUUAGAUCCAAGCAAUGCAUUGGGUCAGUUGAGAAUUGACAAAUGUCGUGUGUUAGGCAGUGCUAAAAUGCCUCUUCUUUUGUCUUGGCAGAACCGAAGUCCUCUCUCCGAGUAUCACUUGCCUAGUUAUGAAAUUAUAUUCAAGAAUGGAGACGAUCUCCGUCAAGACAUGUUGGUUCUGCAAGUUCUAGAAGUCAUGGAUACUAUAUGGAAGAAAAAUCAACUGGACUGUAGUUUAAGUCCAUAUCCGGUGCUUCCCAUGGGAACGAAGUAUGGUAUGAUUGGCGUGGUUCCAAAUUGCUCUACAAUCUUCGAAAUCCAAUCCGAAGGCGGUAAAGUAGGCACAGCUGUGAAAUCACUGGAAACGACAUUCAUCAAUCGCUACAUCAAGAGUCAUGCGGGAUCUACGAAAAAGUAUAUGGAGUGCGUAGAUCGUUUUCUGAUGUCAUGCGUUGGUUACUCGGUUGCUACCUUCAUAAUGGGUAUAAUGGAUCGUCACAACGAUAACAUCAUGAUGACUCAUGAUGGGAAACUUUUCCACAUAGAUUUCGGUCACAUUUUGGGACACGGAAAAACCAAGCUGGGCAUAAAACGAGAUCGAGUGCCAUUCGUCCUUACGGAACAUUUUCUUUGUGUUAUUGGUCAGGGCCGUCCUGUUUCUAAGGAUAGUCAUGAAGUAACAAAAUUCAAAAGGUUAUGUUGUGACGCUUAUAUGAUGUUAUGGGAAGAGCGCGACUUAUUUCUUUCAUUAUUUACUGUGAUGCAGUCUAUGGAGCUGCCCGAACUUUCGACAGAAGCUGAUCUGGACCACUUGAAGAGCACCCUACGUGUGGCUUUUCACAAUGGAAUGACUUCGGAGGCCCGCAGUUUUUUCUCGGAGAUUUUCGAUGAAGCUUUCAAUGGUUCCUGGGCAACCAAAACGAACUGGGCACGUGCAAGCCAGAUAUCGCCACAAACGAGCUAUUUAGCGGUGGCGGUGGCCACAUUGUUGCUGUCUACUUUGCCGACAUUGUCUACUGUCGACUUUGUCUACUUUGCCGACAUUCUUUGCCAUAUCACCCACGAAUCCAGUGGAUUUGACGCAAUGUUUCCCUUGUUCUUUGGAAGCGAAGCCAGAAAUUAGGAAAUUUUGCGGUAUGUAGAUAGUAAUAGAUGUUAUAGUGAUGGCAGGGGCUAUUCGUUUUGCAGAUGAAUCAUACGAACAUGAUAUUGGUUUUUAUGUGGAUUCAUGUUCGUGUUCGUUAUACAGCUUAUA
Messenger RNA from Cylicocyclus nassatus, 3882 nucleotides. The record is from the annotation of a GenBank genome assembly. Lineage: Eukaryota; Metazoa; Nematoda; Chromadorea; Rhabditida; Strongylidae.